This is a messenger RNA of Owenia fusiformis, 1052 nucleotides long. The record is from the annotation of a GenBank genome assembly. NCBI's taxonomy places the organism in Eukaryota, Metazoa, Annelida, Polychaeta, Sabellida, Oweniidae.
CUAUGACAACGAUCUGCUAGAUAAACUUUGUUUAUAGAUGACUUCUAAUCGAUUUGGUUAAUAUCAAGGGGAUUAUAAGCUUUCACAUUGGAAUUAUUGAGCUGAAACUUACUUCAGACAUACGACUGACAACUAUUUGGCAUAUAACUGCUCAAAUAAGGAGUGAUAUCACAAUAUGGAACUUUAAUUGAAGUUGUAAAAAGUUUAUAAAAGUUUUGAAAGUAGAAAAAUUACCCAAGCCUUCAUUUUAUUUAGGCAGAUUUUAUAAAAAUGCCCAAAGGAAGAUUAAAUGCACCACCAACCCAGUCUGAUGGAGUUUGGUUUCGCCAUAGGGGCAAUGAUGUGUGGAGUACAUUGGACAGACGUGUAGAUACAAGUACAGGUGGAAUGUUACACUCUACCUUCAAAGAGUCAUCUAAGACUAAACCAUUACCUCCUCCAGCACCAUAUUGUGAAAAAGAUCAGAAAAAUUUCAAACUAAAGAACACAUUUUCUAGUCAUGACAACCGAAACUCUUUCCAGGACCAUGGAGUGUACUUUGGGAAUGGCCAAGAUACAAGAACAUUGGGAAAAAAUUUAACAAAACCUAGUGACAGGCACCACUUUACAAACAAAGACUAUCUUAAACAUGAUGGAAGAACAACAGUGAAUUACUCAUAUGAUUCUAAUUAUGCCGUGUCUUAUCAGGGUGACCAGAAUACUAAAAAGCCAGUGCAUAGACGUUUUCCAAGAAUUCACCCCCAAGGUGAACCAGGGCCAAAAAAAUUAGACACCACCAUUACUGACAUCUAUCAACCACCCGCUGUACCAUAUAAUACAUCUCUACAAGUAUUAGCAUCGUCGCAAGAGCCAUUUUUGAAACAUAACCCAUGGAAAUUUUCUUAUCAUGGCUCUCCUAAAUGUUACCCACCAUUUGAUAAAGUAGAUAGGCAGAACCCAUAUCCAGUAUGGAUGGUCCAAGGAAGUUAGAAUCUCAGAAAUGUAAAAAUUAAGUAUGUCUAAUAUAGGCAUGAAGUUAUCAUCUAUUUCACUAUUACCAUGCAUUAUACUGU